Molecule: messenger RNA, 2724 nt
Organism: Oncorhynchus kisutch (coho salmon)
Lineage: Eukaryota; Metazoa; Chordata; Actinopteri; Salmoniformes; Salmonidae
Product: succinate dehydrogenase [ubiquinone] cytochrome b small subunit B, mitochondrial
Exons: 4
Coding region: 62-538 (158 amino acids)
Biological process (GO): tricarboxylic acid cycle; mitochondrial electron transport, succinate to ubiquinone
Cellular component (GO): mitochondrial envelope; membrane; respiratory chain complex II (succinate dehydrogenase)
Molecular function (GO): heme binding; ubiquinone binding
Source: RefSeq, a predicted model, not a curated record
AGUGGACAAAACAGCAACUACAUCCGGGUAAGAUUUGUGUGACCUUGGUUGGGUAAUCGUCAUGGCGGCCAUCGUCAGGAUAAGUUCAGUCUGCCACAGAGGUGGCAAACUUUUGUUUUAUCGCAGCUCUCUGCUUGCACGACCCUUGGUCACACAGCAAAAGGACCAAGACCGGUCCUACCCGUUGACGGCUAGGAUUCAUGGAUCCUCAUCUCUCCGUGCCGGCUCGGUGUCCAAAGCUGCCUCCCUGCAUUGGACAGGAGAGCGUGUGGUGAGCGUACUGCUGCUGGCCUUGGGGCCUGCUGCCUACUACUUCCCCGGACCUGCUGUUGACUACUCACUGGCUGCUGCCCUCACCCUGCAUGGGCACUGGGGGAUUGGACAAGUCUUAACGGACUAUGUUCAUGGAGAACCGAAGAUCAAGAUGGCCAACGCAGGCCUCUUCCUGUUGUCGACUGUCACCUUUGCCGGUCUCUGCUACUUCAACUACAACGAUGUAGGCAUUUGUAAAGCGGUGGCCCUAUUAUGGAGCAAAUGAAUGGACUGAGGUUUGGGAUGGGGGGCGUGGGCACUGGGACAUCGGCCAUCUUGUUCUGGUAUGAUUGUAAACAUUCAAGGGAUUAUGUACAUUUCUAUAAAUAUAUAAUUUCACAAGUGUUGUAAUUCAUGUUGAGGUUUGUGUUGUGCUUCAACAGGCCUGUUAAUGAUCUGCUCCUGUUGAUUUAUGAUGUGGACUAAACUAAAUAUAAGUUGUCCUGCUGACCCCAAUCAAACAUGCACACACAGUGUAUGCUGCCGUUUAGUGAAAUGUUAUACGGUUAACUUCUACCUGGGGCCUGUUAGAGGGUGCAAUUUUGCAGAAUGCUCACUCCUGUUAUCAAACUGCUAUAUUCCAAACACUUUGUGUAAUGCUUAUGAGGAAGUAUCCAGUGAUUUACAUAUGUCCUUAAUUUCAGAUCUACAAUGGCAAAUUACUUAAUCCCUUCUGUAAUAAAUUAAUUUAGUACAGAAGAGAUUAUGUAGACAUUGCAUUCUUAUUUGUGGUAUUUUUUGUGUCCGUCACCAAUCUGUAAAUACCAGCUAGUGCCCUUCAAGACCAUUGCAGUCAGCUUAGUGCCACACAUUUAGUCUGUUUGACCUUGCAGUCUGAUUUGAUUGACAAGAGCAAAUGGGUGUGACCACUAGCAGUAUUUAAACCCCAUAGCCAUACUGUUCUGGACUUUAUGGGUCUGUUCAGAAGGGGUGUGAUGUUAGAAAACGUUCUGAUAGAUAUGCAUUUUGUAGAAUGUUUGUCAUGCAGAAUUGGGCAUCACCACAGCUCUAUUCAUGACAUUUCUAACUGCAACGUUCUAAACAUUUCACCUCACUGAGCACAGCCCAGGUUGAGCAUGUAGAAAAGUAGGCAUACUGAUCUGUACACCAUUGCGCUUCCACUUGUACCAACCUUGUUUGUUGUCAGUCAAAUGACAAUAUCCUGGUUUUAUAGUAAUGUGCAUAAUUUACUUACACAGCUGUGCCUGGCAUCACUCUUGCUUAGUGUAUAAAUGUUAUGUUGGCAGGAAUUAAAUUUUCCAUUUAUCUGAUCAUUUGUAUGUAUGAACAGUUGCUAAGCGUCAACAAGUCAGGUACAGCUGGCAUCAAAUAUGAAGUUAAGUCAUGAGUGCAUGCACUUGGUCAAAAUGGCAUCGUUUUAUUUUGUACUAUUGGGAGUGUCGGCUGAAACAAGUAGAAGUUGUCCUGGUUAAACAGCCAAGAAACAUGAAGGUCUUGGUCCUACUACUACACAUGUCUGAAAGCUCAAAUGGCUUUGGAAAAUCAACUGUUUUGUCUUAUUAGGUCUCAAUUUAUACAUGUCACCAAUCCGUUUGGUCAGAUUGUUACGCACAAAUUAGCUUUGGGAAGAAUGCACCUUAAACCUCUUCAGAAUAAAGUGGAUAUUAUGGAUUGUGUUUGACAAGAUUACAGAUUUCUGUUUAUGUAUUGAGUGGAUGGUGAACUACACACAUGUAGAACGUGUCUGUGUGUGAGGAAGUAUUCUGAUGAAUUAACAUUUCUUAUUAGUAAUUUGAACGAUGUGUACACCGACUUAAAGUACUGCAGAUAUUAGUGUAAUCAUUAAACUAAGCAAUCAUAAGCUAUUUAUAAUGGGUAUUUAAGCAUUAACAAGAAUGGUCCCUCAUUGUAAAAAUAACUUUCUAUGCAUUGCUGAUGAGUUCAGUUGCUUAACAAAAGUACCAUAAACUGUGUCAUAUUCCAGGAUUUUGUAAAUCCAUAUAAAACACUCAGUCCUCAGGGAGCUGACUAACUUCAUGAGCUCUGCAUCUGGUCCAGCCUCAAAGCUCAAGUAGCACGGACCAGACCUGACUGAAAUCUGCAGUUAGUUGUACCAAGAAUUAGUUCCAUGAACAGCACAGCCUCAUGUGAACAGCCAAAGAUUGCUGCUGGAGGAAAAUAGGGAAUUUUUUUUUGGUCAUCUUUGUCUUGUCAGUGUGAAGUGUGUUUGUGCAAACAACUGCUAUGAAGGUACCGUAAUUAUCACACCUGGGUCAUGUUCAAUUGGGAGAAACUUUGAAAUGGUCUUGUCUCAUAAGGGAAACUGAUGUUUUUUCUUGAACUGCUGAACCCAACUCAGUUGUCAACCCAAAGGCUAAAGAAACGUUUCAGUGUGUGUUUGUUGCUUUGUGGGAAGUUCAGCUGGACAAUAAAGCCAUACAUUACAUGUAA